Molecule: messenger RNA, 1539 nt
Organism: Chilo suppressalis (striped riceborer)
Lineage: Eukaryota; Metazoa; Arthropoda; Insecta; Lepidoptera; Crambidae
Source: the annotation of a GenBank genome assembly
GAAGCCGCCAAAUUCAAAAUUAUUGUCAUUUCUGUCUUCGAAAAAUCGAUAGCUGUAACGAAGGUCACCCUUUUGACCUUUUUUAUUAUUCUUUUUCAAUGUUCUACAUUAAAAUAUUAUUUUGGAAUAACUAAAGCAAGCCCUGUUCGUUUCCGAACAUUAGUGGCUGUUUGCCAAGUUUCAGUGUGUAAGCUUCAAUCGAAAUUUAUGAACUGUACGAGGAGAGUGUGGUAUAUUUCCAGAGUUACAUUGCGGAAUUAUUUUAAAAAUAUCAGGAAUAUGAAAUACGUAACACUUUCGCAAACGGAGGAUGUAAUGCCGACAUUAGGCUUAGGAACAUGGCAGGCGGCACCAGAAGUUAUAGAAUCGACUGUGUAUAAGGCUUUAGAUUUAGGUUACAGACAUAUAGACACGGCAUUUAAUUACAACAAUGAAGAAGCAAUUGGAAAUGCUAUUAAGAAAUGGAUUGCCGAUGGGAAAGGAACCCGCAAAGAUUUAUUUAUCACUACUAAGCUUCCCCACGUCGGCAACCGUGCUUCUGACGUGCUGAAGUUUCUGGACCUCCAGUUGUCCCGGCUACAGAUGUCAUAUGUGGACUUGUAUCUGAUCCACGUGCCUUUUGCGUUCCAAUGCGAUCCGGAAACACUCACGCCGGUGGUCAACAAGGACACCGGCGAUUAUGAAUUAGAUUUAGAAACGAAUCAUAUCACAACAUGGAAAAAAAUGGAAGAGUGCCAGAAGAAGGGGCUGACGCGUAAUUUGGGCUUAUCCAAUUUUAACGAGAGUCAAAUGACGAAAAUCAUAAAGGCAGCGACACUCAAGCCACAGGUGCUGCAGGUCGAGCUGCAUGCUUACUUUCAACAAUUGGAGCUGCGAAAGUUUUGCGCUGAAAAUGACAUUGUGGUGACUGCGUACGCGCCGCUCGGCAGUCCCGGCGCGAAGACGCAUUUUGUUACGAAGUAUAAUUACAGCCCAGAUGCCUUUCCCGACUUGUUAUGUUUAAAGGAAGUACAAGAUAUUGCUGAUAAAUAUGGGAAGACGACAGCUCAGGUGCUACUACAUUUCUUGGUGCAGCAAAAAGUUGUAGUAAUUCCGAAGAGUACUAGUGAAACUAGACUAAAGGAGAAUAUGGAUAUAUACGAUUUCGAGAUGAGUCCGCCAGAAAUCAAUCGUCUCAAAAAAUUGGACAAGGGCGAAGACGGUCGCAUCUUCAACUUCCUAUUUUGGAAAGGUGUUGAGAAACAUCCGGAAUACCCUUUCAAGUUGGCCGCGACUGAAUUCACAAAAGAAUAAGGCAUUACAGUAUUUAACAGAAGCUUAGAAUUAAUAUGUUGGCGAGACGUUAUAACGUACGACUAUAACAAAACAAGCAAGCUUGUUUCGUUUUUCAGCUUUAAAUUUGAAUCAGUGUAACUGAUACAAUUUUUUUUUAGAUUUAUCUAGCGUAUCAUUGUUGUAGUGUUUAUUUUUUCAAUGAAUAAAAUUCAUAAUGCGGUGAUGCAGUUGCAAUGCAAUUAUUUACAAUUUAAUAAACCCGAA